AUGAACCUAUCGGAUCGGAGCGUCGAUUCAAAAACAAGAAAUGUCACCGUGGUGUUAACCUUGAAAAUCGCCAAGGGUGGAUCACACUUAUUAUUAUUAUCAAUUUAUUACGGUAUUAUUAUUAUUAUUAUUAUUAUUAUUAUUAUUAUUAUUAUUAUUGUUAUAUUAUUGUUGUUAUUAUUAUUAUUAUUAUUAUUAUUAUUAUUAUUAUUAUUAUUAUUAUUAUUAUUAUUAUUAUUAUUAUUAUUAUUAUUAUUAUUAUUAUUAUUAUUAUUAUUAUUAUUAUUAUUAUUAUUAUUAUUAUUAUUAUUAUUAUUAUUAUUAUUAUUAUUAUUAUUAUUAUUAUUAUUAUUAUUAUUAUUAUUAUUAUUAUUAUUAUUAUUAUUAUUAUUAUUAUUAUUAUUAUUAUUAUUAUUAUUAUUAUUAUUAUUAUUAUUAUUAUUAUUAUUAUUAUUAUUAUUAUUAUUAUUAUUAUUAUUAUUAUUAUUAUUAUUAUUAUUAUUAUUAUUAUUAUUAUUAUUAUUAUUAUUAUUAUUAUUAUUAUUAUUAUUAUUAUUAUUAUUAUUAUUAUUAUUAUUAUUAUUAUUAUUAUUAUUAUUAUUAUUAUUAUUAUUAUUAUUAUUAUUAUUAUUAUUAUUAUUAUUAUUAUUAUUAUUAUUAUUAUUAUUAUUAUUAUUAUUACUAGUAACCUGUUAUACUUUAUUAAAACAAAGAAUUUCACAACAGGUCGUCACAGAAUUUUGA
This is a messenger RNA of Necator americanus (New World hookworm), 744 nucleotides long. RefSeq lists its product as uncharacterized. The transcript has 2 exons. The coding region runs from base 1 to 744 and encodes 247 amino acids. The record is from RefSeq and is a predicted model, not a curated record. Lineage: Eukaryota; Metazoa; Nematoda; Chromadorea; Rhabditida; Ancylostomatidae.